AUGGCAUGUAGCCGCGUCUUUUCGGACCCUCCGUCCAAGAGCAUCUUUAGGACCUUCGCGGUCAUGUUGCUGUCUAUACUCGCGUCUUUAUACUUUCUCCACUGCCUCACGGAGCGAUGCGGGACCUGUAUACCCACAGAGAGAAGAGAAACGAGUCCGGUGGAGGGAUUUUACGUCUCGAAACUGAAAGAUUUUGAGUCGCUGAGGAGAAAGAGACUUCAGAAAUGGACCUCCACGGGACAUCUGGUGAUGAGGCACCACAGCUUAAUCCACCGGCUCGAAAGGGUCAGUGAAGAGGAUCUACCUGGAAUUGAGGCAAAUGAACACAUUUUUCAGGCACACGUAAAGCUGUCGAACUCUUUGGAUGUAGAUCUGGAGCCGGUAGGCUCGUAUUUUGAUACAGGUAAACUAAGCGCGUUAGGUGAGGGCAGUAAGAAGCUGCCUCAGGCGAUCAUCAUCGGCGUGAAAAAAGGCGGAACGCGCGCGUUGCUGGAGUUUCUGCGCGUGCAUCCAGAUAUUCGCGCUGUCGGUGCGGAGCCGCACUUCUUCGAUCGUAACUAUGACAACGGACUGGACUGGUACAGGGACCUGAUGCCUAAAACCCUGGAGGACCAGAUCACCAUGGAGAAAACACCAAGCUACUUUGUGACCCGCGAGGCUCCGGCCCGGAUCUACGCCAUGUCCCGCGACACCAAGCUGAUCGUGGUGGUCCGGGACCCCGUCACUCGAGCCAUCUCUGACUACACGCAGACACUGUCCAAGAAGCCUGACAUUCCUACUUUUGAGAGCCUGACAUUCAAAAACAGGACUACAGGGUUGAUCGACACCUCGUGGAGCGCCAUUCAGAUCGGCAUCUACGCCAAACACCUGGACAACUGGCUGCAGUUCUUCCCCAUGAGCCAGAUCCUGUUCGUGAGCGGAGAGCGGCUGAUCAGUGACCCGGCCGGAGAGCUGGGCCGCGUGCAGGACUUUUUGGGGCUCAAGAGGAUCAUCACAGACAAACACUUCUACUUCAACCAGACCAAGGGCUUCCCUUGUCUCAAAAAGGCAGAGGGCAGCAGCAAGCCCCAUUGCCUGGGUAAAACCAAAGGGCGGACCCAUCCAAACAUUGACCCUGAGGUCGUGCAGAGACUUAGAGACUUCUACAGGCCUUUCAACAUGAAGUUCUACCAGAUGACUGGCAGGACAUUUGGAUGGGAUGACGGAUAGUAGACAGUGAAAUAGACCCUGGAUUUUGAAACAAGGGAGAAACAAUUAUACUGUGACCUCACCAACAAAAAAAAGUGGUCCAAUCUGGUUGUGGAAAAUUAUAGUAAAAUCCACAUCCAACUCAAGUUAGGUACGGAACACUAUGAACAAAUGUCAAAAACAGGAGUAAAUGUCCUCACACUGCUAUUACUGUUCCAGAUUCUAUUUAACUUCAGAUUCCAGAUUCAAAAAUGACAUUUUGACCAUUUACAUCAGGCAAAAAGAUACAGACAAAAAGAGGUUUAUACAUUACCUUUUUUUGAAUAGUACUCCUUUUUUUACCCAAUCAGACUUUAGCCAUAUUUGUCAUUUAAACAGCCAUAUACCGUACCGUAAGAGGACCUA
This is a messenger RNA of Sinocyclocheilus rhinocerous, 1593 nucleotides long. RefSeq names its product heparan sulfate glucosamine 3-O-sulfotransferase 3A1-like. Gene Ontology annotation, molecular function: [heparan sulfate]-glucosamine 3-sulfotransferase activity. The transcript is spliced from 2 exons. The record is from RefSeq and is a predicted model, not a curated record. Lineage: Eukaryota; Metazoa; Chordata; Actinopteri; Cypriniformes; Cyprinidae. The coding region runs from base 1 to 1209 and encodes 402 amino acids.